This is a messenger RNA of Trichobilharzia szidati, 903 nucleotides long. The record is from the annotation of a GenBank genome assembly. NCBI's taxonomy places the organism in Eukaryota, Metazoa, Platyhelminthes, Trematoda, Strigeidida, Schistosomatidae.
UUCAUUGUCCCCUAGUUUCCUAUAAUCCUUUAGUUGAUUGUGGUUUUUGACGAGGUCCACACUAAAAUUAGUCCAAACCUCUGGAAUAUCUAAGAACCUAUAUCGUACUAAAAACUAUGGAAGAAAGUGUAGCAAAAUCUGCUGUAUCGAAAGAGCGGUACAUAGGAACAGUGCGUUACUUAUGGAUUUGCUUGAUAAGAACGACUCAGUCGCCUCCAUCCAGGAAUCCAGAAAUGCAUUCAACCGUAUGAGACAAAACAAUAUCAUUGAUGAUGGAGUUCAGUUCCACUACGCUAUCGAUCUGUUGCGCACAACUAAGAAGGAAGCAUUACUUUUGUCUAUUAGACUGCUAGAAGAAAUAUUUAACAGGACAAAAGAUGAUGGCCUUCGACGAGACUGCUUAUAUUAUAUGGCUAUUGCUUACAUCAAACUAUCAGACUACGAGAAUGCAACUCGCUGUUGUGAUAACAUACUAGAAAUACAGCCACUAAAUCAUCAAGUCAAAGAGUUGAGGGAUGAAAUUCAGUCACGUGCCAGGAAAGAUGGCCUUACUGGUUUAGCAGUUGUUGGAGGUGCUGUAUUGGGAGCAGCUGCAUUAUUGGGUAUCGGUCUUGGUGUUGGUUUAUCGAAACGUCGGUAAUUAAUUUGAUCUAUGGUUCAACACUUGUGAUUCGGCAAUCAGUGAAUCGAUGAUUGAUCUUCAACCAGAAUCGUUCCUUUUACUUUCAAAUGUAUUUAUUUGUUUUCUCUCUUUGUUUUUAUAAAAAAAUUUCACAUUUUCAUAUAAAGUCAUCAGAUUUAAGGUGGUGAAUUUUUGUUAAUUUAUACCUAUGGGAAAGACUCUUAACUUCAGUUCUUGAAUGUUCUUACUGAUUAACUAGUAGAAAGAAAUAGCCAUAGGGG